AUGAUGCCAUCUCGUCUUGUCCGCGCUUUGCCGCGUACUGCCCACACCCCUGCUUUCAGAGUUCCCGGCGCCUCUUUCCGGAGAUGGAACUCGACCGAGGGUGAAAAGGUUAAGGGCCAGGUCAUUGGUAUCGAUCUGGGUACUACAAACUCGGCCGUCGCCAUUAUGGAGGGCAAGACCCCUAAAAUCAUUGAGAACGCAGAAGGUGCUAGAACAACACCCUCCGUUGUUGCUUUCGCCCAGGAUGGUGAGCGUCUGGUCGGUAUUGCUGCCAAGCGUCAGGCCGUUGUCAACCCUGAGAACACUUUGUUCGCCACCAAGCGUCUCAUCGGUCGCAAGUUCACCGAUCCCGAGGUCCAGCGUGACAUCAAGGAGGUCCCCUACAAGAUUGUUCAGCACACCAACGGCGAUGCCUGGGUUGAGGCUCGCGGUCAGAAGUACUCGCCGUCUCAGAUUGGUGGUUUCGUCCUUCAGAAGAUGAAGGAGACUGCCGAGAACUACCUCAGCAAGCCCGUUAAGAACGCUGUCGUCACUGUGCCUGCUUAUUUCAACGACUCCCAGCGUCAGGCUACCAAGGACGCUGGUCAGAUCGCUGGUCUGAACGUUCUCCGUGUUGUUAACGAACCCACCGCUGCUGCUCUUGCCUACGGUCUGGAGAAGGAGGCCGACCGUGUUGUCGCCGUCUACGAUCUGGGUGGUGGUACUUUCGAUAUCUCCGUUCUGGAGAUCCAGAAGGGUGUGUUCGAGGUCAAGUCCACCAACGGCGAUACCCACCUUGGUGGUGAGGACUUCGAUAUCCAUCUGGUUCGCCACAUUGUCCAGCAGUUCAAGAAGGAUUCUGGCCUUGAUCUCUCCGGCGACCGCAUGGCUAUCCAGCGUAUCCGUGAGGCCGCUGAGAAGGCUAAGAUCGAACUUUCUUCUUCCCUUCAAACCGAGAUCAACCUGCCCUUCAUCACUGCCGAUGCUAGCGGCGCUAAGCACAUCAACCUCAAGAUGACUCGCUCUCAGCUUGAGUCCCUCGUCGACCCCCUGAUCAACCGCACUGUUGAACCCGUCCGCAAGGCUCUCAAGGACGCCAACCUUCAGGCCAGCGACAUCCAGGAUAUCAUCCUGGUUGGUGGUAUGACCCGUAUGCCCAAGGUUGCCGAGUCUGUCAAGUCCAUGUUCGGUCGUGACCCUGCCAAGUCUGUUAACCCUGAUGAGGCUGUUGCCAUCGGUGCUGCUAUCCAGGGUGCCGUCCUGGCUGGUGAGGUUACUGACGUUCUGCUGCUCGAUGUCACUCCCCUUUCCCUCGGUAUCGAGACGCUGGGCGGUGUCUUCACUCGUCUGAUCAACCGCAAUACCACCAUCCCCACUAAGAAGUCCCAGACCUUCUCUACCGCCGCUGAUUUCCAGACUGCUGUCGAGAUCAAGGUGUUCCAGGGUGAGCGUGAGCUUGUCAAGGACAACAAGCUGCUUGGAAACUUCCAGCUUGUUGGUAUCCCUCCCGCCCACCGUGGUGUUCCCCAGAUCGAGGUCACCUUCGACAUUGAUGCCGAUUCCAUUGUCCACGUUGCCGCCAAGGACAAGUCCACCGGCAAGGACCAGUCCAUCACCAUUGCCUCUGGCUCUGGUCUCUCUGACUCUGAGAUCCAGUCGAUGGUUGAGGAUGCGGAGAAGUAUGGUGAGCAGGACAAGGAGCGCAAGGCUGCCAUUGAAGCUGCCAACCGUGCCGACAGCGUCCUGAACGACACCGAGAAGGCUCUCAAGGAGUUCGAGGACCGUCUUGACAAGGCUGAGGCCGAGCAGAUCCGCGAGAAGAUCGCCACUCUGCGUGAGUUCGUUGCCAAGAACCAGUCUGGUGAGGGUACCGCCACUGCUGAGGAGCUCAAGCAGAAGACCGAUGAGCUCCAGACCGCCAGCUUGACCCUCUUUGACAAGAUGCACAAGGCUCAGUCUGAGCAGCAGCAGCAGUCUCAGGGCCAGCAGGGUGAGAACAAGCCCUAA
This is a messenger RNA of Aspergillus lentulus, 1986 nucleotides long. RefSeq names its product Hsp70 family protein. Gene Ontology annotation, biological process: protein folding. The record is from RefSeq and is a predicted model, not a curated record. Gene Ontology annotation, molecular function: ATP binding; ATP-dependent protein folding chaperone. NCBI's taxonomy places the organism in Eukaryota, Fungi, Ascomycota, Eurotiomycetes, Eurotiales, Aspergillaceae.